Molecule: messenger RNA, 3033 nt
Organism: Mercurialis annua (annual mercury)
Lineage: Eukaryota; Viridiplantae; Streptophyta; Magnoliopsida; Malpighiales; Euphorbiaceae
Exons: 4
Coding region: 147-2843 (898 amino acids)
Biological process (GO): mRNA 5'-splice site recognition; RNA processing
Molecular function (GO): RNA binding
Source: RefSeq, a predicted model, not a curated record
CAUAAACAUAAAAUGUAAGUUCUUCGUAGGAAAAAUAUAAAUAUUUAAUCAGCUUAUGCGAAAGCUAUUUCUUGCUUUUAGGGUUCUUUCUUUUUCUUCCAUAUAUCUAACUGGACAUCUGUAAUUUCUCAAUCAAACGGUUCAAAAUGGAUCUCGAAGUUCUCGGCCGUCACGCGCUGUUCUUCGACGACGACGCUCUGGCGGCGUUUGUGAACUCACCUGAAGCACUUGUCGAUUGGAAUUCUCUCUCUAUAGACCGUUACGAUGUCCGUCACCUCCUUUCCUCUCCUCCGCCUCCUCGCAAUCGCCGCCGUCUCAACCGUCGUUCUCCGUCGCCGGACGAUGGUUCUCUCGAAGCGGAACUUGAUCGUGAACGCUACCUCGAUCUACCAUCAUCAUCCGAUAAUGAACAAGGUUUAGAAAAUGAAGCAGAAGUAGAGAAGCCUGGCAGCUAUAAUGCAGUCGCCUUCUCAUAUGGAGCUCCUAAUGAAUCCUCUGAACAAAAGAGUAUCAACGAGGAAUCAACUUUUUGUCCACCUUUUCCUGUGCCUGAACACUUACUUCAGAACCUGCCUCCAACAGAGAAGGUGCACCAGAUUAUUGCCAGGACUGCCAUAUUUGUGAGCAAACAUGGUGCGCAAUCAGAAAUCGUUUUGAGAGUUAAACAAGGAGACAACCCAACAUUUGGGUUCUUGCUACCAGAUCAUGAUUUUCAUCCUUACUUCAGAUUUCUUGUUGAUCGCCAAGAACUUCUAAAGUCAGAUGUCGAUGGAAAAUCUAUAGAGAGUAAAGCUGAUGGCGAUCUUAAUCAGAUGGGUGCUGGUGCAUUGUCAUUGCUUGGUUCUGUAUAUGGGUGUGGAGAAGAUGAAGAAGGUAUGAAUGAGGAAGCAUUAACACUGACUAAAAAAGAAAUUGACUUGGAGGGAGCUGUUAAUGCUGAAAAUAUAACUGAACCCCCUGGAUCAGAACAAAAAAAAAAUUCCCUGAAUGUAGGUGGAAAAGAGGAGGCCCUUUCAAAGCCGCCAUCUGCUUCUUUCAAAGACAAGUCUCAUGUUAUUAAAAAAAAUCGUUCAAUCAGUUUGGUUAGGAAUGGAACAGCAAUUGGGGUAAAGAAAGAUGGUGAUACCACAGGCUCCAUUUCCUCAGCUUCUGAUAAAUUGCAGCCUUCCAUUUCCUCUAGCAUGUCCAAGGUUGAGCCACCUGUUGUGGAACCUCCCUCUGAUUUGAAGAGAGUGGUUGAUAAGAUAGUUGAGUUCAUACUUAGAAAUGGGAAAGAAUUGGAGGCCGUUCUUGUUCAGCAGGAUACUAAUCAUGGGAGAUUCCCAUUUCUCCUACCAUCCAAUAUAUAUCAUCCUUACUAUUUAAAAGCUCUCCAAAAAGCUAAAGAGCCAAGGAUGGCUGGAAAGAGCUUCACUUCAGAGAAGCAUGCUUCACUAGGGAAUGGAACGGAGAAGAAAAGUGGAAACAAAGAAGGUGAUACUGUGACCUCGGGUUCUGACAUACCAUAUGAAUCUGAUAGGAAAGAAAAAUUUAAAAUGGUAAUUGGAAAGUCAAAGAAGGAUGAUAACGAUCCAUCUUCAAAAGCUUCCCAGUCACAAGUUGGAGUAAGUGUGGAUGCAGCAGCUGCUAUUCUUCAGGCCGCCACAAAAGGCAUUAAGGAUCCCAAUUUAGAAAUUCUCUUUAAGACAAUAAAUGGUAUUGGUCAAGGUGGGAACAGCCUACUUUCAUCUCGGCCUCAAAGUUCCAACCAGAUGCUAGAUCAAAAUAAGGCUGCUGCAGCCACAACCAAGGUUGAUUCCUCCGAAGCAAGCUUGACUAGGGAGCAGAAGCUAAAGGCUGAGAGACUGAAACGGGCAAAAAUGUUUGCUGCAAUGGUAAAAAGUGGUGCUGCACCAGCUAAGAGUGAAACAUCACGUGGGUUAUCUCUAGAACCGUCUGAUUCUGGGAUUUCUGGGUCAGAUUCUCAGGCUGUGCAACUUCCCGGCAGAGAAAGGGAAGGUGAUUCAGCUCCUGUGGAAAUUGACACUAGUAGUGAAAUCGAGAGAGCAGAAAAGAAACGAUCUGCUGAUGAACACAAUGAACGGAGAUCAAAGAGGAGCUACCGUUCUAGAUCUAAAAGGGGUGAAGGAGAAGGAGAAGAAGAAGAAGAUGAUGUAGAUGAAGAAUUGAAAGAAGACAACAAUCACAAACUUUCUAAGAAAAAAAGGCGAUCCCAUCAUUCGUCUCGUAGCAGUAGGGAUAGGCACAAGCACAGGAAAAGACACGCUUCUUCCAGGGACAGAGAAUCUCAACACCGGCAUAAGAAUACUAGUGCUGUGGAUGAUGAGCAUCAGCAGGAUCAAGACAGUUUUUCAGACAAUGAGCAUAGGCGCACUAGACAUAAGCACAGGCAUGAUAGUUCUUCAAAUGAUGAACCUGGGCAUUCUAGACGGAGGCGGAGACAUGACAACAGUUCCCCUUGUGAUGAGGAUAGACAAACUCGACGUAGGCACAAGUACUAUGGCUCCUCUGAUGAUGAACGAACACACUCCAGCUAUAGGCGUGAUUCCAGUGAUGAUGAGCAUUGGCAAUACCAAGAUCGGCAUAAAGAAGGUAGGUCCUCAGAUGAUGAGGAUCAGCAUCGAGCCAGAUCUGUAAAGCACAGAAAGAUAUCUCGGUCGGAAAGAGAGGAGGAUUUGGAGGAGGGAGAGAUCCUAACAAAAUCUGAUCAAUCCAAAGUUAGCGAUGGUGGUGAAGGUGGCAGUAGGGAAGCUUCUGUUGAUUUAUCAAAAUCAUCUGAAAAUGCUCAAGUUUCUGAUGACCUUAGAGCCAAGAUCCGAGCCAUGUUGAUGGCGACCUUGUAAAGUAGCCUCGUCAGUCUCUUCUCUAGUUAAGUUAUUUAGUGACUGUAUUCCUCAACUCUUUUAGGACCAAGUUGUAGAAAUCUUGUAUUAUCCGUUGCAGAUCUGUGAAGGAUUUCUAUUUGACAAAGUUACAAUGAAACAAUGUACCUUUGAAAUUGAAGAAGAUAUUUUUGAUGCUUGAGUUGAGCUA